CCUGAAGCCAUCAUCAUCUUUCAGCCAUACCACCCUCCAGCCAAAGGUUCGAAAUAUCUUCAAGGUCUUCUUCUCAGCCAUCUCAUAUGUCCAAGCAAAUGCAGCGUGCGCGCUUCAUCCGUCGACGACACCAACAAAUCCUCGAGGAUGUCGAAAAGCUCAAAUACGAAGCUACCGCUCAUCAAGACUCGAAGACUCACCGUAGCUUUCCAAAGUGGUUCUGCCUCUACGGCAUAUACAUGAGCUGCGCUUUCCUGUUCCGCAUACUCGUCCUCUUCGUCCUUGUCCGCAGCUACCACUACAUGUACAACCACUACAUGAUCCACCACAUUCAUCAGAUGAGAUUUACGGUUCCUCAUAUGGAGGUUUUACUCUUCGAAUACCUUGUCUUUCCAUCAUUUGUCGUCGGUGUCAUAAUGCACUCGAUCGGCAGCAUUUUCGACAGCUGGACAUACGCAAAGCUGCUCGACGACGAGCCAAAGACAGUGCACGCAAUGACUGAGCAGAUGAAGAGAAGAUUCGAAGCUCAUAUGUUCCGCCUCAAUGGCCUGACUGAGGAAUUCGAGUAUAAUGUUAUGGCUUCAGCAAAAAUGAUUAGGAAGACGAAGGAGGACAAUAUAAGGAUCAGGAAGGGCUUCGUAAAGAAGGUGUGGAUUUCAAAGAAAGUGUAGAAGUUUAUCUCGAGGUACAGAAGUGUGAAACCCAGGGGGCAAUAGCGAUAGAGAGGGUUUCUACGC
Messenger RNA from Pseudovirgaria hyperparasitica, 737 nucleotides. RefSeq lists its product as uncharacterized. The record is from RefSeq and is a predicted model, not a curated record. The transcript has a single exon. Bases 87 to 671 code for a protein of 194 amino acids. Lineage: Eukaryota; Fungi; Ascomycota; Dothideomycetes; Acrospermales; Acrospermaceae.